UUCUCAAAAAAACAAAGUUAACGCGGUCGAAGUCGCGGGUGGCUGUAAGUAUAUAAUAAUUAUGUAUUAUAUUAUGUUUUGGCUUUAAUAGUUAUAAAGAAAAGGCACAUUGUCUAUUAUUAGGCCUUUUAUUUUUUGUCCAGGAAAUAACUGUCACGUAAAUUACCUAGGUACCAUUUUAUUCACUCACGACCAGAGAAUGUUCUAAGUUUAGACCAGAUUAAAAAGCUAAACUUUGAGAAAAAGAAGACAACAUAAAUUGAUUUCUUCUAAAGUUAAACAUUUCAUUUCUCUAUAAAUAAUGUUAAAUAGCAUCAACAUUCUUAUGUUAAACAAUAUUAUCCUGUUGCCAUUGUCUAGUAUGUAUAACAAUACUGUCAUUGACCUUUAAGUACAGUAGUAUUGAGAAAUAAAAUGAAUUGCUUACAUCCUGUCCAACAUGUGAAGAGGCCAUCUUUUCGUCUUAUUAGAUAUUAUCAAAAGUCAAUGUGCCCUUAUCACUUAUCCUUUCCGGUAUAAGGACCUAUUCACCAACAUAAAAGAACACCUGUGUCAAAGAAAAAAAAGCGUGCAAAACUAGCACACGUGGUGUUCUCGAUUAAGAUAGGUAAAGAAGAAAAAAAAUCAGUUGCUCAAACUUGGCACUGAAUUCACAUGAUGGUGCUGAGUAUUAAAUUUAGAUCUUAACUGUUGGUUAGUUAGGUCGAUAACCGACCAACACUCUGCUGCACCCAUGUCGUUUUGAACAACUAGUCUGUGAUGGUAGACGGCUUUUAUACCGAGCCGAGUGGAUAAGUUUGCUUAUAGUCAACUGUAGUAAAGCAGGCGCUCGCUGUACGUGCGCACUCCUUUCUGUAGCUAGCGGCUGCCAGAAAAUAAAUUCGAUCGCGGCUAGCGCAUAAAAUAAAAAAGUGCAAUUUCUUUUGAGUACAUAAUUAACGACAUUUUUUUGUCGAAGUAUAACAUUCCACUGUGUCUGAAUAUUUGUAGUGAUUUUAGACUGUGAUGAAUAUUUUAACCUAUAAUAACAGUGUGAGAAAUACAUGCGGUAAUAUUUACUAAGUGCGUUAUCAGUUCACGCUGUAUGGUGGCAUUGUAUGAAAGUACACAGUAUAGACUUGCGGCUUUGCUUUUUCAUGGUAUACCGCAAAACACGUGGUGUUUCCCGCCAUAGUUUGAGUAUGAUGCAAUGUUUGCGUGAAGAUACUCAGAGCGGGGCUGAAUAAAAAUUAUGAUCAUCGGAAUAUGUGUUAAUGAUAUGUAGCAUAUGUUAACGUCCACCUGUGAGAAUAUAUUUUAGUAUUGAAAUGGCGAAAGUAUCCGCUGCGGAGGGUUUAGCGCCUAGGGCGAUGGACGUGGGCCCGGAAGGUGCCGAUAACGACGGCGAUUCGGGGAACGGGGUCCGAUUAAAAAAAGAGUUGAGUUUGAUGAACGGCGUGGCUAUUAUCGUAGGUGUGAUAGUUGGAUCGGGGAUCUUCGUGUCCCCCAGCCUGGCGCUGAAGUACGCGGGCUCAAAGGGCAUGGCCCUCAUCGUGUGGGUGCUCUCCGGAUUCCUGUCCAUGAUUGGAGCACUGUGCUAUGCGGAACUGGGUACAAUGAUCCCGAAGUCAGGUGGUGACUACGCGUACAUCGGAGAGGCGUUCGGACCUCUCCUGUCGUUCUUGUACCUGUGGGUGGCGCUGUUCGUGUUGGUGCCAACGGGGAACGCCAUCACAGCUCUAACCUUCGCGCAAAACAUCUUACAACCCCUGUGGCCAGACUGCACGCCUCCUCGCGCCGCCAACACCCUCAUAGCGGCUAUAAUUACGUGUUUUUUGACAGUCAUUAACUGUUACAACGUGAAAUGGGUGACUAGAGUUCAGGACUCGUUUACGGCGGCGAAGAUCCUUGCGUUCGUUAUAACUUUCAUCGCGAGCUUAUGGUACUUAUUCUCGGGGCACACGGAGAAUCUGGAGUCAAUAAUGGAGGGUACCAAUACCGCGCCUGGUGACCUUGCUAUUGCCUUCUACACGGGUCUCUUCUCAUACUCCGGUUGGAACUAUCUCAAUUUCGUGACGGAGGAACUCAAAGAACCUUACAAGAAUUUACCACGGGCGAUUUGCAUUUCAAUGCCGGUGGUUACAUUAGUCUACGCCUUAACGAAUGUAGCCUACUUCGCGGUCCUCACUAAUGGAGAAAUCCACUCGUCAGAAGCCGUGGCUGUGACCUUCAGCGAAAAAAUCCUCGGAGUCAUGUCGUGGAUUAUGCCUCUGUUCGUAGCAAUGUGCACCUUCGGCUCGCUCAACGGCGCCAUCUAUGCUUCAUCGCGACUGUUCUUCGUCGGAGCCAGGAAUGGACAUUUGCCUCUUGCGAUAUCGUUGAUCGAUAUCAGGAGGUUGACUCCGGUCCCUUCACUAGUAUUUAUGUGUCUCGUGACUCUCAUAGUACUUUUGACCAACAACGUGGAAUCGCUGAUCGUGUACGUGACUGCGGUGGAGGCUCUGUUCACGCUGUGCUCAGUGGCCGGACUACUCUGGAUGCGUUACAAGAGGCCGCUGCUCAUGCGACCGAUCCGCGUCAACCUUCUUCUGCCGAUAGCUUUUCUCAUCAUAUGCACAUUCCUAGUAGUAUUCUCAUGCUUCACCCACCCGCAAGAAGUCGGCAUCGGCGUCGCCUUCACAGCCCUAGGCGUACCCAUAUACUUCGUCUUCAUACAGUGGCAGAACAAACCCCAAUGGUUGCAAUCCACUUGCAACUCAUUCAAUUUAGCCUGCUCCAAACUCUUCCUUUGCUUACCAGAAAAUUCCAAGGAUUUAUGAUCUCUGUAAUCCCACGAUACAAUUACAUGAGAUUCAGUGUGAUUCUAUUCAUAUACUUUACGUAUAAGUUAUUUAUAGUUAAGUGAACCAUAUUUAUUUUUUGCGCUGUGCAUAACUUUAUCUCGAAAUACUGAUGAUCUGUUUAAUUUUAAAUUGGCGUUAUGAUUCCUGUGCAUUUUAAGCUUAAGUUUCUAUUAUUUGUAGACUUUGUAAUAUGGAAAUAAACAAAUGUCUUAUAAAUA
Messenger RNA from Chilo suppressalis (striped riceborer), 3040 nucleotides. The record is from the annotation of a GenBank genome assembly. NCBI's taxonomy places the organism in Eukaryota, Metazoa, Arthropoda, Insecta, Lepidoptera, Crambidae.